CACAAACCUAGAAGCCACCAUUUUCCAAAGCACCAGACUUCCAUCUCUGUCCCCCUUUCCUUUUUCUUUCUCUCUCCAAAGUCUCCAUCUUGCCUUCAUGUCCACUGCAAGGUAUGAUGAAUUCAUGCUUAUAGUUUUGAGCAAAACUAGCUAGUACUCAAAGGAAUCACCAAUUAGCUAGCUAGCCAAUGAUCCAAUCACAUUUCCCAUGAUCAUCAAUCCAUGCAUCCCAUAGUAUACUAGAGCAGGAAUUAAUCAGCAAAAACCACUAUCACUGGCAGCUAGCUAGCCUCAUCAGUUGAUUGGCAAGACCACCAGGAUCAGGUAGGGAGGAAGAUAAAGAGGGAGUCGUCGGCGGCGGAUGCGGCGGACGGGAGAACAACAAUGAUGGCGAGGAGGAGCUGCAGCAUGCCGGCGGCGGGCGCCGGGCCGGGGUCGGCGGCGGCGGCGGUGAACACGAUAACGCCGUGCGCGGCGUGCAAGCUGCUCCGGCGGCGGUGCGCGCAGGAGUGCCCCUUCUCGCCGUACUUCUCGCCGCUGGAGCCGCACAAGUUCGCCUCCGUGCACAAGGUCUUCGGCGCCAGCAACGUCUCCAAGAUGCUCCUGGAGGUGCACGAGAGCCAGCGCGGCGACGCGGCGAACAGCCUGGUGUACGAGGCCAACCUGCGGCUGCGCGACCCGGUGUACGGCUGCAUGGGCGCCAUCCUCACCUUGCAGCAGCAGGUCCAGGCCCUCGAGGCCGAGCUCGCCGCCGUCCGCGCCGACAUCGUCAGGCACAAGUACCGCCUCCCCUCCGCCGCCGCCGUGCUCCCUUCCUCCCACGCCUCGCACCUCCUCGCCGCCGCCGCCGCCGCACGCCAGCUGCCCGUUGCUGGCACCAUGGGGGUAGUGACGACGGCGACGCUGCCGGCAUCGGCGUCGUCGUCGUCGACGACGGCGGUGUACGCCGCCGCGUCGAGCUCCACGGACUAUAGCUCCAUCACCAACGAGAAUGUCCCCUAUUUUAGCUGAGCUUUCUGCUAGUAUUAAUUGAGGUUUUUUUUUUCUUCAGUGUAUUUUUGUCUUUUGCUUUUAUAUAUGUAGACUGUGUGAAAAUAUCUCAGAAUAAAAGGGUUCUUUUUUCUCUGGGAGAGUAAA
Messenger RNA from Oryza sativa Japonica Group (Japanese rice), 1137 nucleotides. Its product is annotated as LOB domain-containing protein 15. NCBI's taxonomy places the organism in Eukaryota, Viridiplantae, Streptophyta, Magnoliopsida, Poales, Poaceae. The record is from RefSeq and is a predicted model, not a curated record.